GUUGAUGUCAACUCCUUCCUGUCUCUCCUCUCUGCCUCCUGUUCAUCUCCCCAUCUCUCUAACUCCCACGUUCUCGUGUCCUCCCACUCCGUCAAAAUGGCCGACUUCACCGCAAUCGCUCAGCAGUUCGUGCAGUUCUACUACCAGACGUUCGACUCGAACCGCCAGACUCUCGCCGGCCUCUACCGCGACCAUUCUAUGCUCACCUUCGAGACCUCUUCCACUCAGGGUGUUGCCAACAUUCUUGAGAAGUUGACUUCUCUUCCCUUCCAGAAGGUCCAGCACCAGAUCGCCACCUUCGAUGCUCAGCCCUCGAACGAGCAGGGCGGUAUCCUGGUCAUGGUUACCGGUGCUCUCUUGGUCGACGAGGAGCAGAAGCCCAUGAACUACUCCCAGACCUUCCAGCUCCUUCCCGACGGACAGGGCAGCUACUUCGUCCUGAACGACGUCUUCCGUCUCGUCUACUCUUCCUCGUAAAUACCGCGAACUGAAGAUGUUGAAAUUGGACAAGAUAGUGCCGGAUCGAACAGGAUGAGGAGGUGGAUUGGAUUGAGCACCGAGCCAAGUGGUGGAGCGAGUCAUGAUGACUCGUUGGCUUGAAUAAGACGGAGAACAUGCACAUGUCUUGCCAUGUCGUGGCACGUGCCAGUUAGAUCUUUUUAACGAAAAUAAUGAGAACCAGAGGUCGUGG
Molecule: messenger RNA, 691 nt
Organism: Aspergillus steynii IBT 23096
Lineage: Eukaryota; Fungi; Ascomycota; Eurotiomycetes; Eurotiales; Aspergillaceae
Product: nuclear transport factor 2 family protein
Exons: 6
Coding region: 97-477 (126 amino acids)
Biological process (GO): protein import into nucleus
Cellular component (GO): nuclear pore central transport channel
Source: RefSeq, a predicted model, not a curated record